GGAGAAGUUAAGCAUUGCACCAUACGCAUGUCAGCACGGAAGACGGAAAAAAAAUAGUCUGUUUUUAAGGGUUUAAUUUAGUCAAAAGUGCCAUUAAUCCUCAUCAUGUGGAGCUUUUUUCUUCUUCUUCUCUGGUCCUGCAUGCAUAUUGCUGGUGUUGGUGCUCCAGAAACAGUCACAGGACACAGAGGAGAGAGAGUUGACAUCAGAUGCAGAUAUGAAGCUGGAUAUGAAUCAAAUUCAAAGUAUUUUUGUAAAGGCAAGUGUAUCUUUGGAAAUAAAAACAUCAUGGUUAAAUCCGGAUCUCCAGCUAAAGACAAAAGAUUUUCUCUGACUGACGACACGACGGCCAGAGUUUUCACCGUCAGCAUCACUGAUCUGAGAACAGAGGAUACAGGACAAUACUGGUGUGCUGUGAAGAGGAUUUUAACUACUGAUGUCUAUUCAGAUUUAUUGUUGCUGGUUAAACAGGGUAAGAAAUUAAUCUAUGUUUCAAUCACACCAUCAUGUGUCAGCGCAACAGAGCUAAAUCAACAAUUCACCAGCAUCACAAUCACAGAUCAACACAACUCCUCAACAGAUCUGUCUUCUGUCGCUGGCGGUCUGGGUUCGGUUCUGCUGGUUCUGGUUCUGUGUUCUGGAAUGUUCCUCGUCCUGAAAAAGAGGAAGAGGAAAUCUGGGACAGCUUUAUUUCAGCAAAAUGUGCAGCACAAUACAGAGACUGAGCUUAUGUAUGAUGAGAUUCCAAACAGUGAUGUCAUCACCUCAGCAUCUUCGUCCAAUCAGACGCCUGCAUCACACCUCAACACCCGCCCACAAGUCUCUGAUGUUUAUGCUACAGUAACCAAUCAGCGGCCUGAUUCAAACCCCAGUCUCAUCCACUCAGCCAAUCAGGUGACGGAUACAGACUGUGAUUAUUACGCCAGCAUGAAGCCGCCUGAAACAACACCGGACAACAGAACAGAACUCAUUUACUCAACAGCGACACAUCCGCAAAACGUCAAGACAAACGACGGCCCGAUAUAUUCAAUAAUCAAACAUAAAUAAUAAAAAAAGACUGUCAAAACUUCUUCCACAGACAUCUGCACUGAUGCUCAAAGUGAAAAAAA
Molecule: messenger RNA, 1109 nt
Organism: Sinocyclocheilus grahami
Lineage: Eukaryota; Metazoa; Chordata; Actinopteri; Cypriniformes; Cyprinidae
Product: CMRF35-like molecule 9
Exons: 6
Coding region: 106-1047 (313 amino acids)
Cellular component (GO): plasma membrane
Molecular function (GO): transmembrane signaling receptor activity
Source: RefSeq, a predicted model, not a curated record